AUGUGGCACCCAGGAGACGGGGCGCAGCUCAUUUCAGUUCGAGGUCAGGCUAAUGGAAGUCUGUGCUUAACAAGGGAAGAGGACAAGAAGAAGUAUGGGAAGAUGCGUGAUGUUGAGAUUCACGAAGGCCUCUUGCUUGUUCUUACAGAAAAGAGCUUUAGUUUGAUUUAUGAUGCACAGGAAAUCAUCAGGAUUUUCAAGUCAUCCCAGUAUACAUAUGCAAAGGAUAUGGUAGUAGAAGCACCUCCUCUGCUCUUUGCAGCUUACACACACAUGGACAUUCUUGGCUUAGGUGCUUGUCCAUGGGCCUAUAUCAGAGCCAUGUCAGAUUUGUUUGCAGAAGAUGUGUCAGCAAAAAAUAGGGACAGGAAUCAUGCCUGUAUGACUGACUCAAGGAGAGCAGAGAGUACAAAGGGAAUAGGAAUGGAAUGGUGGGUGUUACUGGAGGAAACUUGCCAGACAGUUCAUGACCUUGCUUCAGAGGAAUUGCUGGAAGGUGGACAAGUGAUGUGGGAAGACAGGAAUGAACAGCAAGUGUCUCCAGAUUAUUUAAUGUUUCAUCCAGAUGAUUCAAACAAACUUAUCCAUAUUAGGACUUCAAAAAUCAGGAUUUUAGCCAUCAAGGAGAGGAAUGGUAAGCGUUAUUUGGAGGAAGAAUUUACUUAUCCAGUGGAAAAAAAAGAUAAGAAUAAGGACAUUGCUAAGUACUCCCGUUCAGGGCGGCUGUUGAAAUCGAAGUUUGAAUGGGACUAUUCACUGAACAGAGCUCUUGCCUUCAAUGUUGAGACAGAGUUGAGGAUUCUUGCCAUUCUAGAAGCUCAAAGAGAUGAAAACUGUCGUACACACCUGGUGAAGGUUACAUUCUAUGACAGUUACUCUUAUGAAUUCCUUGAUGAACUGGACAUAUCUACCACGGUUGAUGGGGAUAUUGAGACCAACCGACUCAGUGUUCACAUGGACAGAGACAUCUUGAACAUUGUUGUGUAUAAAGGGAACCAGUACACCAUCUUUUCCUACCGCCUGAAGGAAAAAAUAGAGACGGAUGAAAAUGCACCCAAUAAAUUGAAAGUUGUUAAGAAGAUAAGAGAGAGAGAUGUCCAUAAUAGGAGGUCUGUCAGCUAUGCAGAAAGUGACAGUGAAAACAGUGAAGGUGGUAAUGUGAGAAGAAGACAAAGAGAGAGGAAUAGAAGGGAAAGAACACAAGGAAGAAGGAGAAGAAGGAGGCGGGCACAAGGGGAAUCUAGUGAAACUGAGGUGGAACAAGACUCUGACGAAUGGGUGCCAUAGUGCUUCUUCUCAUUUGUGAUAAUGGUGUAAACAAUUGUAGGUAUCAUUAAAUUUCUCUUUUUUUAUACAU
Messenger RNA from Penaeus vannamei (Pacific white shrimp), 1357 nucleotides. The record is from RefSeq and is a predicted model, not a curated record. NCBI's taxonomy places the organism in Eukaryota, Metazoa, Arthropoda, Malacostraca, Decapoda, Penaeidae.